AUGGUUCCAGUAUCUCGGUCCCUUGCAGAUGACCUGACGAUACUGGAGAUCGCUUUUGGAGUCAUUUGCUGGAAUGUAAUUUGUUCUUCGUUCGUUUUUGUUUUCUGUAUAAUAACCAUGAAAUGUUGCAGUAUUACUAUAACCGCCAUAAUUUUCUACAACUUUAAUACCAACUCAUAUUCCAUCAAAUCCAUUAAAAAAUCGAUUGUUCUAUAUAAAACGCUUUGCAUGAAAAACUUCCAACUUGUUCUAACGCUGCUCAAAUAUAGAUACCAGUUUGCAGGAGAAUUUGACAUACACGCUCGAAGCAAAAGAACAGAACGACAUCUACAUAGAAAUGUUGGAUCUAUCAGGGAGGUGGAUGUUGUUGGCGGUCUGCACGUUCGGUACCUCGCUGGCGGGCAGUGCGCAAAUUUUGUUCACCCUCAUAUACCGAGACCUGGGGUGUUUGUUGGUAUGGCAAUAAAAAAGUUUGGAUGUCGUGUCGUAUGCAUAUGUGGGACCCUGCUCACCUCUUUGGGAUUUUUCUUAACAUUCUUCGCGACGAGCGUGGUUCAUUUAUUUUUUUCUUACGGUUUUCUAGCAGGAUUCGGUAUAGACACUAUAGUGUCUUCAUGUUACGUCAAUGCCAUGGUAAAUUUCGAAGAUCGAAGAACCUUGGCAGGUGCAGUGACGAGUGUUGGAUACUCUUUGGGGGCGGUCUUCAUCGGGCCAGUUACAAGGUACUUGUUUGAACUGCACACGUGGCGUGGAGUUCUUCUGCUGUUCGCCGGCUUCACAUUGCACAUGCUUCCUGCUGUUGCGUUUGCCUUCAAACCAAAGAGUUCCAUCACAUCCAGGAAAUCAACUGUUGUCCCAACUUUAUCAUCGGUUGUAAAGAAAAAUGACACCAAAGCAGACCAGGAUGGCGUGGUAGUAAGUAUGCAGAGGAGUUUUUCAGGGCCAUCUGCAGAAAUACAACUUCCUGCUCUAACAUUUCGACAAAUAUUUCGGGAUCCUGCAUUUGUUUGUUAUUUACUGAGUUGUUUCUUUUUGUUCGUCGGAACAAUAGUUUGCAUAAACCACUACCCAAGUCGCGCACAGAUGAUUGGAAUAGACAGGAAGCUCAUCAGCUACUUGCCAGUGGCCACAGAUGGCAUGGCUAUCUUCUCUAAAGUGAUAAUGGCAAUUUCAACUUUCUAUUUCAAGUACAACACGAAAUUUGUGUUCACGUUGGCUCUUCUGGCGUCCGGUCUUUUAUACGUGGCAAUUUAUUUCUGCAGAACAUUUCCUUCAUUGAUGUUGCACAGUGGUGCGCGCUCCUCAAUGAAUUUUGAAAACAGAUGGGUCUUGAGAUCCGCUCUGAACUUCGCAAGUGAUGGAAAAGUAGUCAGAGAAGUAGGUAGAGAGUUCCAGAGAAAAGGACCAGAAAAAGCAAAAGCAGAUUUGGCAAAAGAGUGUUUAACACGAGUUAAGAAAAAGCGAGAAGAAAAAGACGAGCGUAAACUGGGGCGUUUAGGUGAGCAUGGCAACUGGGAUGGCGGAAAUCCCGAAGGGCUUAGUAAAACCUUAUUUAUGGCAAUGGGAAUAUUAUGGAAUGAGGAAUCGCUGUUCGGGAAUUGUGAUUGA
Helobdella robusta is the source of this 1608-nucleotide messenger RNA. RefSeq lists its product as hypothetical. The transcript has 9 exons. Bases 1 to 1608 code for a protein of 535 amino acids. The record is from RefSeq and is a predicted model, not a curated record. Gene Ontology annotation, biological process: transmembrane transport. Lineage: Eukaryota; Metazoa; Annelida; Clitellata; Rhynchobdellida; Glossiphoniidae. Gene Ontology annotation, molecular function: transmembrane transporter activity.